This is a messenger RNA of Linepithema humile (Argentine ant), 1133 nucleotides long. NCBI's taxonomy places the organism in Eukaryota, Metazoa, Arthropoda, Insecta, Hymenoptera, Formicidae. The record is from RefSeq and is a predicted model, not a curated record.
GUUUUGUGUCUCGAGUCUUAAACGUAUAUACACCGUGUCACGCUACAAAAAGUACGUGUGAUAAACGAAUAUAUAUAAAAAAGAACUAUAUAUAUACACAACUACUAAUAAAAGUCAAUUAAAAUGGAAGAUCAUGAAUAUUGCGAAUCUAACAUAUGUGAAUCAUAUGUAUACAGUCAAGAGAUAUCAAAUGAACAAGAAAAUAUUGCUAUAGAAAAAAAUGGUGAUGCUUUUCUCAUUAAAUUAUACAGAGAACGCCCAUUUUUAUACAAUAAAAGACAUAAUGAUUUUAAAGACAGAAUAAUUAAAGAUAACGCUUGGAAUGAAAUGUCUAAAAUUAUGCUAAAUAAAAAUUAUAGUAAUUUUUAUACACCUGAAUACUGCCAAACUAGAUGUACAUCUUUAAGAAAUCAAUACAAUCGUGAGAAACGAAUCUUGAAUGGUCAAUAUAAAAGUGGAAGUGCUGCUUCAACUCACAAACUCUUUGUAUUUUUUUCCCAAUUGUCAUUUCUUGACAAUUAUGUCAGACAGCGAAGAACGCAUAGUAAUAUAAAAGCGAUUGAAACUUCAUCUUCUACAUCAUCUUCGGAGUUAUCAGUCAAUAUUCCAAAAUUUAAUGAAGUAUUUCAUAAAAUAUCAAGCGAUUCUGAAAAAGAAGAUAAUUCUAAUAAUGAGGAGAAAAACAAAGAAAAUAUUCUUAAAAAAUUAGAUACAAAACCUGUGAAAUACAAGAAACGCAAAAUAGAUGAAACGAAAGAAUUUGAAAAUAUGUUUUCAUCAGUUACACAAAAACUUGUCAAUGUUUUGGAUAACAAAUAUGAAAAUGAAGAUGAAGCAUUUAGUCGGUUUAUCAUUGCUCACUUGUCAAAUCUUCCACAAACUGAAAAAAAUAUCAGGAAGAAAAUGAUAACAGAUGCUUUAUUUGCUUCAUUACAAAAAACGUAAUAUGUCUGUUAUAUAUUUAACGCGUGAUUUUUCUUUUUACAUUUAUUAUUGAAACAUUCAUUUUAUACAAAAGUUUUUCAUUUUUUUAUAUUAUCAAUAAUAAUAUCAAAAAUAUUAUAAAGAUUUUGAGUUUAAUUUGCUACUGCCAUCAAGACAAUACUAUAAUAUUUUUUGUAAUUAAAAUACAG